Molecule: messenger RNA, 1076 nt
Organism: Manihot esculenta (cassava)
Lineage: Eukaryota; Viridiplantae; Streptophyta; Magnoliopsida; Malpighiales; Euphorbiaceae
Product: membrane steroid-binding protein 2
Exons: 2
Coding region: 93-731 (212 amino acids)
Cellular component (GO): membrane; endomembrane system
Source: RefSeq, a predicted model, not a curated record
CAACGCCUUUGAGGCUCUCAGCCGAUCACUAUCUUUCGUAUAUUCUCCCCUUUCAUUCUCUCUUACUGAGCAAAAACCAAUAAAAACUGAAAAUGGCGUUGCAGUUGUGGGAGACCCUCAAGGAAGCAAUCACCGCUUACACUGGUCUCUCUCCAGCCACCUUCUUCACCGUCCUGGCUUUGGGUUUGGCCGUCUACUAUGUGAUAUCGGAGUUUUUUGGAUCCUCUAAUGAUCAUCCCAGGCCUAGAAGCGUUGAGGAGCAGAUACAGCCUCUGCCUCCUCCUGUUCAGCUUGGUGAGAUUACUGAGGAGGAGCUCAAGCAAUAUGAUGGAACUGAUCCUAAGAAGCCUUUGCUCAUGGCUAUUAAGGGUCAGAUCUAUGACAUCUCCCAGAGCAGGAUGUUUUAUGGACCUGGUGGACCUUAUGCAUUAUUUGCUGGAAAGGAUGCCAGCAGAGCUCUUGCAAAGAUGUCCUUUGAAGACAAAGAUUUGACCGGUGAUAUCUCUGGUCUUGGUCCUUUCGAGUUGGAGUCCUUGCAGGAUUGGGAGUACAAGUUCAUGAGCAAGUAUGUCAAGGUCGGAACUAUUAAGAAGCCUGUUCCUGUAACUGAUGAAGCUACUUCUGCUGGUGAACCUGCAGAAACUAAAGAAGCUGACAUUGCCAAGCCUGCCGAAGAUGGUGCAUCAGCUGAUGGAGCUGUGGAAGCUCCUGGUGCUGAAGCCAAGGAGUAAUACUAAGGUAUAGGUGCAUAGAUAUACUUGCGGAUAUUCCGAGGACGAUUGGUGUUUGUUCAAAUCAUUAUCUUCCAUUUUAGUUUUACUUUCCUCAAUGUAGUGGCAUGGUUCUGUGACGGACUUGCUUUAAUAUUUAAUAAAUCUUUAUGAUAAACCAGUGAAAAUCAUUAUCUUAAAAAAUAAAUGAAGUUAUAUUCUGAGCAAAGCCGACAUACUAUUUGAGUGUGGAUACGUUGUCCGUAGAAAGUGGAAGCAUAUUUUCCUUGUAAAAGGGAGCCUCUGGCUUUGUCUAUCCAACUAAAAUUCAGAAUCAAUGUGAUUAUCAAAGUGAUUUUCCAUUUA